Messenger RNA from Anopheles maculipalpis, 825 nucleotides. RefSeq names its product elongation of very long chain fatty acids protein AAEL008004-like. NCBI's taxonomy places the organism in Eukaryota, Metazoa, Arthropoda, Insecta, Diptera, Culicidae. Gene Ontology annotation, biological process: fatty acid elongation, saturated fatty acid; fatty acid elongation, polyunsaturated fatty acid; fatty acid elongation, monounsaturated fatty acid. The transcript is spliced from 3 exons. The record is from RefSeq and is a predicted model, not a curated record. The coding region runs from base 4 to 825 and encodes 273 amino acids. Gene Ontology annotation, cellular component: endoplasmic reticulum membrane. Gene Ontology annotation, molecular function: fatty acid elongase activity.
ACAAUGGUAACAUUACUAGACUCUGUUGCAAAUUACUACAAUGAUUUCUUCAUAGAACGUAGAGAUAGACGCAGUGAACACCUUCCCUUGGCCGGUUCACCCGUACUCAUCGUAGGCAUUGUUUUUGUUUACUUGUACUUCGUACUUCGAUAUGGACCUCGGCGUAUGGCAAACCGCAAACCGUAUAAUGUCCUACAUAUGAUAAAAUUUUAUAAUUUAUUUCAAGUGACUGCAAACGUUAUACUAUUUUUACGUAUUUGCUAUAACGUUUUUCUACUGUAUGAAAAAUUUUCUUUCCGUUGUCAACCAAUUGACUACUCCAAGUCCCGAGUAGGAAUGGAUGAAGUUUACUUCAGCUACGCUUAUUUCUUGCUAAAGUUAUUUGAUCUGGCAGACACGGUAUUUUUCGUGUUACGAAAGAAACAGUCCCAUGUUUCGUUUUUGCACGUGUAUCAUCACUCUUUUAUGGUAUUAACGACAUACUGUGCCUUAAUAUUCGUCCCGGGAGGCCACGUGCUACUGCUCGGUUUGUGGAACACGCUAGUGCAUGCAAUAAUGUAUUUUUACUAUUUUCUCACCUCACUGGGUGCACAAAAUAAUAGCAUCUGGUGGAAAAAGUAUCUUACUCGGUUGCAGCUGAUGCAGUUCGUGCACUUGGCAUUUCAUUUCGGUCGUCCUUUGUUUGGCGGAAAUUGCAACUUUCCUAUGUUUUGGUUGUGGUAUGGAUUUUUGCAAGCAAUUAUUGUGCUCGGUUUAUUUUUAGACUUUUAUAUCAAGACGUACAAACACCAAGACAAUAAUAAACUUACGGAAAAGCAAGUAUAA